Molecule: messenger RNA, 6255 nt
Organism: Lepisosteus oculatus (spotted gar)
Lineage: Eukaryota; Metazoa; Chordata; Actinopteri; Semionotiformes; Lepisosteidae
Source: RefSeq, a predicted model, not a curated record
GUUGGAGCUGCAGUGGGAGGGCUCGCUGCCCCGCAACCAGCCCCGCACACACCGGAGAGCAGAGAGCGGCGAGCGAGCGGGCAGCGUCGCGCAGGGGCUGAGCAGCGCGAACCGCGGCUGAACUACUGUUCAGUUUCCACCGAAAGGAGGAAGAGCUGCGCCAAGAAGCACGCAGGACACCGCGGUUCAAUAAGAUGAGCUAGGCUGCAUUGCAUCCGUCAGGUCUCCCGCUGCCUCUUUUUUCGGAUUAAUUUGUAGAGGUAUAGCGGUAUUCCUUUUUUUGGGGAAAAGAGGAGUUCUGAGACGAGGCAUCGGAUCUCGUUAAAAAAAGAGAUCUAGCUUGUAUUUUGUUCACUCGGUUUUUGCAUUGAUGUAACGGCUCGGCUUGUCGCUCCUUGUGCCCGUUAGCUGUGCUUGUUUAAUGAGCGGUUUCAUCCUGGGACUCCGUUUAGCACUGCCUCCUGUUUCUCAGCAGAAUUUUUUUUAACAAGUCGUUUUUCCCCUCUCAUUCCGCUAUCUCAGACUGGCACUGGAGUAACGCGAGUCAGCGAAACACUGGAAUGACACGAUAUUGGCUUCUGUAAGAGCGCUGCGAAGAAUAAAAAGAAGAAGCAAAAAAAUAUAUUUACAUAGCUGAAUUCCGACUUUAUCCAGAAAGAUCGGCCCUAUGCUGAGAGGUUUGGCAAGUUUGCUGCUGCUGAAGCUUCCCCUGGCAAGUUGACGAACCAUACGGAGGCAUGCUUGUGUGAAAGGUGUCAGCGGUGGGAUUUAUCGAGCUCCACCCUUACUGUCCAUACAUUCACCACUCUACAGGCUUCUGCAGUACAGCUGUGCGGGUCCUGCCCUAUCCCAGGAGCACUGGCUGGCAGUGCCCGCCAUGAGGAAGUUUGCCUACUGCAAGGUGGUGCUGGCCACCUCCCUGGUGUGGGUGAUGCUGGACAUGUUCAUCCUGCUCUACUUCAGCGAAUGCAACAAAUGCGAGGAUAAGAAGGAGAGAGGCCUGCCUGGCCGAGACGAGGUGGUGCAGAAGCCCCAGGAGGGGCCAGGAGAGAUGGGCAAGCCAGUAGUGAUCCCCAAGGAGAACCAGGAGAAGAUGAAGGAGAUGUUCAAGAUCAAUCAGUUCAACCUCAUGGCCAGUGAGAUGAUCGCGCUCAACAGGUCGUUACCUGAUGUCCGGUUGGAAGGUUGUAAGAACAAGCUGUACCCAGAUGACCUUCCUCGCACGAGUGUGGUGAUCGUGUUUCACAACGAGGCCUGGAGCACCCUGCUGCGCACCGUCCGCAGCGUCAUCAACCGCUCACCUCGCCACCUCCUGGAGGAAGUGGUGCUCGUGGACGAUGCCAGUGAGAGAGAUUUCCUGAAGAGGCCGCUGGAGCAGUAUGUGCGGAAGCUGGAGGUGCCAGUGCGCGUGGUGCGGAUGGACCAGCGGUCAGGCCUCAUCAGAGCCCGGCUCAAGGGGGCCUCCAUCUCCACUGGGCAGGUCAUCACCUUCCUGGACGCCCACUGUGAGUGCACUGUGGGCUGGCUGGAGCCCCUGCUCGCCCGCAUCAAACUGGACAGGAAGACAGUGGUGUGCCCCAUAAUCGACGUCAUCAGCGACGACACCUUCGAGUAUAUGGCAGGAUCGGACAUGACGUAUGGGGGGUUCAACUGGAAGCUGAAUUUCCGCUGGUACCCCGUGCCCCAGAGGGAGAUGGACCGCAGGAAAGGAGACAGGACUCUGCCCGUCAGGACACCCACAAUGGCAGGAGGCCUCUUCUCCAUCGACAGGGACUACUUCCAGGAGAUUGGCACCUACGAUGCAGGCAUGGACAUCUGGGGAGGGGAGAACCUGGAGAUCUCCUUUAGGAUCUGGCAGUGUGGGGGGACUCUGGAGAUCGUGACCUGUUCCCACGUGGGCCACGUCUUCCGCAAGGCCACUCCCUACACCUUUCCUGGCGGCACGGGCCAGAUCAUCAACAAGAACAACCGGCGGCUGGCCGAGGUCUGGAUGGAUGAGUUCAAGAACUUCUUCUAUAUCAUCUCGCCGGGUGUCACCAAGGUAGACUAUGGAGACAUCUCCAACAGAGUCAUCCUGAGGCAGAAGCUGCAGUGCAAGCCCUUCUCCUGGUACUUGGAAAAUGUCUACCCCGAUUCGCAGAUCCCCCGGCACUACUAUUCCCUGGGAGAGUUUAACUGCCAUGGCAUGGGGGGUAACCAGGUGUUCUCCUACACUGCCAACAAAGAGAUCCGGACCGACGACCUCUGUCUGGAUGUGUCAAAGCUGAAUGGCCCUGUCAUGAUGCUCAAGUGCCAUCACUUGAAGGGCAACCAGCUGUGGGACUACGACCCUGUGAAACUGACGCUGGUGCAUGUGAACAGUAACCAGUGUCUAGACAAGGCCACCGAGGAGGACAGCCAAGUGCCCAGCGUGAAGGACUGUAACGGAAGCCGCUCCCAGCAGUGGCUGCUGAGGAACGUCACACUUCCCGAGAUAUUCUAGGACAAACCGCCAAGGACAGUGGACAUGCCAUUCACUAAAUGAUGAGAAAAAAAGGAGCCAGAGAAAUACAGAGGGAAAUGUUUUUGGGCUACCUCGGCGCAGACCUUUCUGCUACCCCUGUUUCGGCAGCGGGAAGGAAAAAUGAUGGCCAGACGGAUCUCCCAACUCCACGAGAGAGCACGAAGUGAGAGACACUUGGGCAUGAAGGAACAAAACUUGUUCAGUGUGCAUUUGCCUUCCUUGUGACGAGGCCGUUGUCCUAGUGCAGCUGCACAUCCGUUAUGUUUACGUGACUGCCUCUUUUAUUUUUUCAAGAUUUCUUCGUUUUUUUAUUUGUUUUGGGUUUUUUUUCCCCCGUUUUGUUUUUUUGAGAAGGAGAAAGGAGUCCUCAUGCGGGCCGCUGCAGUGAUUCAUCUUGAAGGGUCAAAUCUCGAGGACGUGUUGCGUCUGCGGUUUUGUUGAGCAAGAGCCCUCUAUCAUGGCCAUGCGCAGGCACGUCCUUCCUCUCUCGUCUGGGCAGGCCCGGCCUUCUUCCACCAGGCACUUUCCGGAAUAUUUCAUCACUCUCACGCUUGCCUUGAAGGCCCACAUUUCUUGAAGGGGAGAUCAUGGUGGAACCUGAGGCUGACUGGCAGAUGGUUUCAUGUUUGUUAACAAGACAGUAUACCAUGAGACACAAAAGGGUGUGUUUGUUGAACUCAACAAAGGUGAUUAAACAGGGUUGAAACGACUUCCUAGAAUAUAAAAAAAAUAAAAGUUUGUGAUAUCUUCACUUUUUAUGUAGAUUUUAUACAUCAAUUGUAAAAGUAUCAAUUCAUUUUUUUUAACAUUUUGGUGAGUGCCACAAAUGAUUUAGUUGUUUUUUUUGUCUGUUUUUCCAUCUUUCAGUUUUACAAUUAUGUCCAUAUAGAGCUAACAGUAUACACCUAGGUGUCUGUAUAUCCCAGGCUUGUUGCCUUCUUGAAUUUCUGUUUCAUUGUUUCAUUAUGGUUCUGUGAUGUCAUUGAUAUCUAUCUACAUUUUUUCAGUACCACUACCGCGAGAUGUCCUGUUGAACUAACUGCUGUCAUAUCACCCUCAGCUGGUCACCGUGUAAAACUCCAAGGGCUCUUUCCUCUGUGUGUGUGUAUAGUACGUGCUUCUGCAGUUCUUACGGAGUAUCUUGCUGGUCACACCAAGACGUCACAUACUCUAAAGCAGCCUUUCUCAGUAUCCCAGUGGCCAUCAGGUGCUGACAGGCUGUAUUGUGUCAAUCUGAUUGGUCAGUCACUUGUUUCACUGGGUGUCUUAAGUGUACAGAUUUAUGUGUGAGUUUGGUCACUACUGUACCUGACCUGACUCUGGAAAUACCUGCUGUAUAAGCACUUGUAGUGGAUAUGAAGACGUCCUCUGUGACUUUAUGAAUGCAAAGUAGAAAAGUCUGUAGCUUAGUAUCUCUGUUUACUAUAAAUGCGUACUUUGUCAUAUCAUGGUUUGGUCACUGGCCAAAAAAGGAUAUUAAUUUGUAAUGAAUGAUUUUGCUGUAGCACUGACAGUGCAAUUUUAUUUUUGAAUUACUCUGCUGAUUUUCAAAAGAGUAUCUGCUAUGUAAAAAGUCAUAUCCAGAGUUAGAAGUACCAAGACGCAUAUCUGACCAAAUAUGUUAUCCAUGACCAGCUCCUAAUUAAGCAGUUGACACCACACAUUGUUUUCUUAAUGCAGGUAGUUUGUCCUUGUAUCAUAUCACCAACCACAAAGCCUUAUUCCAGGUACUAUUCAUUUCAGAAUUAUUCAGUUUUAUACCAGAAUAUUGAGUUUUGAUGUGCACCCACGAGGAAGAGAAAUUGAGGUUUGCCACCUCACUUUCCUUUUGUUUUCCUAAAGUUGAUGUCGAUCAUCCUAAUUAUGUAGUUCCAUAUCUGGCUGCCUCCGUAUUAAAACUGAAUGAAAACAAUCUAAUAUGUGUAGCUUUCAGUUUCAUUUCCAUUUUUUUUUUAUUCUGAGGUUGAUGCUGCAAAAUGAAAGACAAGCCACUAGAGAUUCAUUUGUCUUCCUUCUAAAUCCUAAAGUCACCACCCACCCUCCACAAAAGAGCCUUUGUUGUGUUUCUUUCUUCAAGAUGGCCUGAAUACAGCCAACCAGUCAUUGUCACAGUUGAAGUGCUGGUGUUGAUCAUAGCAUCCUGACCAGAUGCUCAUACCCCCAGGUAGGUCACUAGAGCACUCGAUGUCUGUGUAAUUGAUUUUGACAGACACGGUAUGCCAGUUUUAGAACACUUUAUUGAAUGGGCUCUCCUAAGGUCUGUUCAUUUGUCAAACAUUUUGAGAAACAAAAUUUUGAUAAAUGAUAGAUACUGCAUGCACUAGAACAUCCAUGCAGAGUGUGGUUUAAGAUCAUGACAUGAGCAGCAAUAAGUCUUACAAUUAUCACAAUGUUAAUUGUCUCAUUUGCAGAGGUGUUUUGGGAAUACACAUUGAAGGUGUUUUACUUUGCUUUUAAGAAAAGCGUUUUAACUGUAUAUCAUGCCAAUAAAAUGUGGUGAUUUGAAAGAAAAUUAGCUCUCACAGCAGAUUAGUAGGUACAAUACUAGUUCUAUGCCAUAUAACAAAGGCUCAAGCUGUGGAUACUUUACAGUACAGUUGGAAUCAUGCAAACCAAAAAUUAAAUGCUUGAAAUCCUUCAUUAACAAGUUGCAGUCGUACUUGUAAAGAAGGGUUUUUUUUUUACAAAGUUUGCUUCUCCCUGUCUUAUGUUUAACAGUGCCCUCCAAAAGUAUUGGUACAACAGCCCAAUCUUUUAUUUUUAUUUUACAGUCAAGAAAUCCAUAUUUGUGAUAAUGAGAUUUUUAGAAAGUAGUGAGAUCCAUAUCCCUUUUUGUCUUUAGCUUGUGUAGUAAUAAAAUCCACAGCAAAAUUCCACAGCACGACAGUGACCAAAAACAUACAGCCAUCUCCAUGCAAUCAAUGAGAUUUUCAGGAGAAAUAAGUAGAAAAUCUUAGACUGGCAAAUCAGUUUCCAGAUUUCAUUUCAAUUGAGCAUGCAUUUUACAGUACAUGCUGAGAAAACAAAAAUAAAUCAACACCCAAGAGCAGGCACAAAUACCUCAAAUGAUUACACAGUUUAUUGCCUUCACUUGUUGUCUUAAACAAGAUCAAAUACUGACUUUCAAUGAAUAUGUCAAUGCUUACGGUAGCUUGAAAUCUCUAGAUUAAACACAGUAUGUUUUUGUUUUAUGUGAAUAAAUUUGUGAAUCAAAUUACCCAAAAAUAUUUAUCGGACUUAUCAUUCAUAUUAUUCUCAUGAUCACAAGUACAGAUUGCUUGUAUGGCACUUUUUGGAAGGUGUUGUUAUAGUGAUUAUCAUGUUGCUAGGCAAAGAGUAGGAGCUCGGAAUCAGAAUACAGGUACUGUAAACCUGCAAGAAUGUAUACUUCAAGAAGUUCAGAAAUCUGGAAAAGCAUGGUAACUUGACUGACACGAUCUAGGUUCUCCCACAUCUCCAGGAUUUUCUGUGGAAACUUCAGCUGGGUUUAAAAUUCUCUCCUGAUGUUUCCAAAAUAAUGGGUUUACUUUCCUCUGAAGCCCUCUGUUGUCAACACUGGUGCUCAGUACGAUUGUGGCCUCUCUGUUGUAUCACCAUGAGUCUCCCAAGUCAGCCUCGCCUCGCUCGGUCCCUUCUCCCCAUCUAAGACCUGACCUCCUGAGGAUGUAAGCGAUCAGAACCCUGUCAAAUGCUCUGUAAUGUAAUGUUGAUCAAAUUGCUUUUUUUUCUAAUAAAAUCUUAAUUUAAAAAAA